AUGGUUAUAGUAGGGGAGCUUGUAGGGGGUGCUGUUCUUGGAGCAGCAUUUGGGGUGUUGUUUGAUGUUGUCAAGAAAGCAGUUGACAAGCCUACUACCUUUAAAUCCCUCCUUGAGAAUAUCAAGUUUUCACUGGAGUUUCUAAAGCCGGUGAUUGAAAACAUAGGUAAGCAUAAUGAAGAACUGAUUCUCCCAGAUGAAGAAAUAGAGUAUCUUAUAACAGAAAUGAAGCAGGGCGUAAAGCUUGUCCAGAAGUCAUCAAAGGUCAGUAAGUGGAACUGCAUGAAGUCUUAUUACACGGAUCAACUUAUUGAAUUGGAUGCUUCUCUUAAAAGACUUUUCCAAAUAUUGAUGGUACAAGGAGUAAGGGAUGCAAAGGAGACCUUAAUUUUGGCAAGAAAGAACACUAGCCAGCUUACUGAAUCGGUAAAGGAUGGAAAGGAGACCUUAGAAUUGGCAAGAAAAUACACUGAACAAUCAGCAAGAGAUGGGAAGGAGACCUUGGUUUUGGCUAGGAAAACUAGAAGGUUGCUCAAACAAAUUGAACAUAUAGUGACUUGCACUUCUAAAGUGAAACAUAAACAUGUGUCCUCCACAGUGUUAGUUACACCAGCUAACCAACAAGUCACGGCCCACAGCAGGAACAAAAUUUCCAAUGCGAGCAGUAGGGCAGGAACAAGUCGAGUUUUGGAGGCAUCCAACUUGAUAGUCUACCAAUUCUCCGAGUUGGCCAAUGCUACAGAGAAUUUCAAGUUUAGUAAGGGAGACUUUGCAGGGACUUUCAAGGGUUGGGUGGAUGAGAAUACACUUGUUCCGUCCAAGGUUGUCACUGGAAUGACUGUUGCUGUCAAGAGAUUGAACCAAGAAAGUGUCGAAGACCUUAAACAGUGGGAGCUCUCAGUGAACUUCCUUGGAAGGCUUUCUCACCCCAACCUAGUCAAGCUAUUGGGAUACUGUCGAGACAAAAAGGAAUUGCUCUUAGUUUAUGAGUUCAUGCCGAAUGGAAGCUUAUUUAAUCGUCUGUCUGAAAGAAAACCUGAUGAGGAACCGCUAUGUUGGCACAAGAGACUAAAAAUCGCUAUUGGAGCUGCUAGAGUCUUGAGUUUGUUGCACAUUUUACAAAUUAUACACAGAGAUAUCACACCCUCGAACAUAUUGCUUGAUGAGGACUACAAUACAAAAAUCAUGGAUUUUUCCUUGUCAGAAUGGGCGCCAGCUGAAGGAAAGUUGCAUGUGUCAACAAAAAUUUGUGGCACAAUGGGUUACAUUGAUCCUGAAUACUUGAGAACAGGUCAUUUGUCUGUGAAGAGUGAUGUGUAUAGCUUCGGCGUUGUGCUGCUUGAGAUGCUGACAGGGUUAAAGACAAUCGAUUUUGACCGCCCUAAGGAACAAAUCAAACUGGUUGAUUGGGCUACACCACUUCUUUGUGAUGAAACAAAGUUGCAAACCAUCAUGGAUGAGCAGAUCAAGGGACAAUGUUCCUCCCGGGAAGCAUUACAGACAGGAGAGCUUGCACUAAGAUGUUUACAAACAGAUCCUGAAAGACGACCUUCCAUGAAAGAAGUUGUGGAGGAAUUAGAACACGUCCGGGGAUUGAAGGAAGAACCAACCCCGUCCGAGCUUACCACCAUACAGUCUUCUUCUACAUCUCCACAAUGAUCUUUAUUUUAUGUUUUGAAUGAUAUCUCUAGAAGCCUAUAUAUCUCUGUUUCUCACUCCUCGACCUGCAUUCUCGUCCGCAACUGUGCCAAGGUUCCGACUGAGGGCAGAAAACAAAGAGAUGUCGUAUAUUCCGACUGAGGAACUAAAGAAGUACAGGGUACAGGUAGAGGAGGGGGUAGAGCUCGUGACAGACGAGCUGAAGUCCGAGUACACCAACAAAUUCAUUCAUUUGGAGAAGAGUCUAGGG
This is a messenger RNA of Fragaria vesca subsp. vesca, 1909 nucleotides long. Its product is annotated as probable serine/threonine-protein kinase Cx32, chloroplastic-like. The record is from RefSeq and is a predicted model, not a curated record. Gene Ontology annotation, molecular function: ATP binding; protein kinase activity. Gene Ontology annotation, biological process: protein phosphorylation. Lineage: Eukaryota; Viridiplantae; Streptophyta; Magnoliopsida; Rosales; Rosaceae. The coding region runs from base 1 to 1659 and encodes 552 amino acids. The transcript has 6 exons.